AUGCUCGCAAACGUAGGCUCUUUCGUCCAAGGCACCGCGCGCGUCGCGCCCGCCAGACAAAACCUUAGCGCUAGGUCAUCAUACGUCACCGAGCCGAUCGUCCCGGGCGUCGCCCCGCGCGUAUCCCUCCCAGCGCGCCUGUCGGGCGUCGUCGUCGCUCGAUUCGGUGGUCGCGGGCGCGGCGGCGGUGGACGCGGACGCGGCGGCGGCGGCCGUGGGCGAGGGGGCCGAGGGCGCGGCCGGGGCGGCCGCCCGCAGAAGGACCAGGGACCGCCGAGAAACGAAGAUAUCCCGUACGAUGAGCUUCGGGUGCUGGGUGAGGAUAAGGAGAUGUUGGGAGUGAUGUCAACAGAUGAGGCGCUGGAGAUUGCGGCGGAGAGGGAACUGGACUUGGUGGUGAUGAGCGCUGACGCCAACCCGCCGGUGGCGCGCAUCAUGAACUACUCAAAGUUCAAGUAUGAGCAAGAAAAGAGCGCCAGAGAGGCGAGAAAGAAGGCGGCGGCGACUCGUGUAGACCUUAAAGAACUCAAGAUGCGAUAUAACAUCGAUACGCACGAUUACGAGGUUCGAUUGAGAUCUGCGUUGAAGUUUUUGGAAGGUGGCGACAAGGUCAAAGUCAUCUGUCAGUUCCGCGGACGCGAGAACGACUUCCGUGAGAUCGGACGAGAAAUGUUCGCCAGAUUCGUAGAGGAUAUCGGUGAAGUAGGCGUGCUCGAGAACAGGCCGAACAUGGAGGGGAACUCAAUGACGAUGAUCAUCUCUCCAGCGGUGUCGAAAGCGGAGCGGGCACAAAACGACUAG
Molecule: messenger RNA, 801 nt
Organism: Ostreococcus tauri
Lineage: Eukaryota; Viridiplantae; Chlorophyta; Mamiellophyceae; Mamiellales; Bathycoccaceae
Product: Translation initiation factor 3
Exons: 1
Coding region: 1-801 (266 amino acids)
Biological process (GO): ribosome disassembly; translational initiation
Molecular function (GO): translation initiation factor activity; ribosome binding
Source: RefSeq, a predicted model, not a curated record